This is a messenger RNA of Alnus glutinosa, 552 nucleotides long. RefSeq names its product agamous-like MADS-box protein AGL104. The transcript is spliced from 7 exons. Lineage: Eukaryota; Viridiplantae; Streptophyta; Magnoliopsida; Fagales; Betulaceae. Gene Ontology annotation, biological process: positive regulation of transcription by RNA polymerase II. The coding region runs from base 40 to 552 and encodes 170 amino acids. The record is from RefSeq and is a predicted model, not a curated record. Gene Ontology annotation, molecular function: protein dimerization activity; DNA-binding transcription factor activity, RNA polymerase II-specific; RNA polymerase II cis-regulatory region sequence-specific DNA binding.
CAAAGAGGCAAAGAACCUCAAGAAACAAAGAAUAGAGAGAUGGGGAGGGUGAAGCUUCAGAUUAAGAGAAUUGAAAAUACCACAAAUAGGCAGGUCACUUUCUCCAAAAGGAGAAACGGACUUAUCAAAAAAGCUUAUGAACUUUCUGUUCUCUGUGAUGUUGAUGUAGCUCUCAUCAUGUUUUCCCCGUCAGGAAGAGUCAGUCACUUUUCAGGAAAUAAGAGCAUUGAAGAGAUUCUGGCACGGUAUGUUAAUCAUCCUGAGCAUGAGCGAGGACGGCUGCACAACCAAGUGAAUCUCCGAAGAGUUCUUGGUAAGCUAAAGGGGGAAGCAGAUCGAACCUAUAAAGAAGCCAGCCCAGCGAGUACUGAUUCACAACUUGAGGAGAUUCAACAAGAAAUCCUUAGCUGUAAAUCCCAAAUGGAAGAUAUGGAGAACCGACUAAGAAUAUUUGAAGGAGAUCCUUUGGAAAUCACAACAUUGUACGAGGUUGAGUUUCGGGAGCAAAUCCUUAAAGAAACUUUAAGACGUGUGCAUUUGCGCAAGGUAUAA